Megalops cyprinoides (Indo-Pacific tarpon) is the source of this 1621-nucleotide messenger RNA. RefSeq names its product dual specificity phosphatase 5 (gene dusp5). The record is from RefSeq and is a predicted model, not a curated record. Gene Ontology annotation, molecular function: protein tyrosine/threonine phosphatase activity; MAP kinase tyrosine/serine/threonine phosphatase activity. Bases 127 to 1206 code for a protein of 359 amino acids. Gene Ontology annotation, biological process: protein dephosphorylation; negative regulation of MAPK cascade; endoderm formation. Gene Ontology annotation, cellular component: nucleus; cytoplasm. The transcript has 4 exons. NCBI's taxonomy places the organism in Eukaryota, Metazoa, Chordata, Actinopteri, Elopiformes, Megalopidae.
UCAGUCGCACAGGCGAGUGUCACACACUCCGUUCCUCACUCCUCAUGUAAUUUAUCAGACUCAAAUACAUUUCAUUUUCUUUCAGUGUUACGGCGACGUGAGCUGAAAAAAAAAAAAAAAAACAAGAUGAAGGUCUCAAGCAUAGACUGCCGCCGUCUAAGGAAAAUUAUAAAGAAGGAAUGUGGAAGUUGCCUCAUAGUGGAUUGCCGACCGUAUUUUUCUUUCUCCAACUCCAACAUAAAAGGCUCCGUCAACGUUAACUUGAACUCCGUCGUUGUCCGGAGAUCUCGGGGUGGACCAGUGCCUCUGCAGUUUGUCAUACCUGACGAAAGGGCCCAGUAUCGACUUCGAGAAGGCAGCAUCUCGGCAGUCGUGGCUUUGGACGACAGGACAUCCCAUUGGCAAAAACUAAAAAAGGACAGCGUCGCACAGAUAGUUAUAAACACACUGUCGCAUCUAGCAAGUGGGGCAAACAUCUGUUUUCUUAAAGGAGGAUACGAGAACUUCCAUUCCCAGUACCCUGAACUUUGCACAGAGCAGAAAACCAUCCCGCAGAGCGGAACUGAAACCGAGAAAAUACCAAGCGGCAUCCACUGUGAGAAACUGAGCGCCUACCACAAACCAGAUUACGAUCAGGGCAAACCUGUGGAGAUCCUGCCUUUCCUUUACCUCGGCAGUGCCUACCACGCCUCUCGUCUGGACUAUCUCAGUGACCUUCAGAUCACAGCCUUGCUCAACGUGUCCCGGAGAGACACGCAGCAAUCCAAAGGCCACUUCCAUUACAAAUGGAUCCCGGUGGAGGACAGUCACAUGGCUGACAUUAGCUCCCAUUUCCAGGAGGCCAUCGAGUUCAUCGAUUGCGUGAAGCAGGCUGGUGGGAAAGUGCUGGUCCACUGCGAAGCAGGCAUCUCCAGGUCUCCCACCAUAUGCAUGGCUUACAUCAUGAGGACCAGGAGGCUGCAGCUGGAGGAGGCCUUUGACUUCAUCAAGCAGCGGCGGGCUCUCAUCUCCCCGAACUUCGGCUUCAUGGGCCAGCUCCUCCAGUUUGAAUCGGAGGUCCUCUCCUCAACGCCUCCAAACACUGCUGCCCCCUGCAGUCAGGAAAGCGCAUCCUUCUUCGCAAAGGAGUUCACCCUCAGCAAGAACUACGAACCCUCUGUGUUCACCUUCCCUACCUCCUUACUGGCCCCCAUACCAAUUCAGUGAAUUCCAGUUCACCAAUUUCAUUUGAAACCCCCAUUACUGCACUGCCUUAAAUUGUUCUGCUUGACAUCCUGUAGAAUCAGAUUACUUGAAGAAACAGAAACAAAAAAAAGGACAGGAAUGCCUCUUGAACGGAGUGCACAACAGAGAUUGCUGUAAAAAAAAUGGACUGAGAGAAGCAAUCUGAAAAGGAUUACAGACAAGAUUCACUUUGUCGCUUAUCCCAGAAAUGUGUAACCACUGACGCUGUUGCCUUUGAUUUGCGUAGUAAAUUACAGCACAGCAAUUAUACUGUAAUAUCUGCCUUAUAUUGAUGAUGUGGUGUUUGCCUAUUCACAAUGCCUGGACAGGCAUUUCUAACUUAUUUAUUACGUUUUGUUUUUAAAUAAAAGAGACUUCAGUGGAAAUAUUAAUAAAU